Trachemys scripta elegans is the source of this 8502-nucleotide messenger RNA. It is a transcript of the gene LZTS3, whose product is annotated as leucine zipper tumor suppressor family member 3. The transcript has 6 exons. NCBI's taxonomy places the organism in Eukaryota, Metazoa, Chordata, Testudines, Emydidae. The coding region runs from base 743 to 2734 and encodes 663 amino acids. Gene Ontology annotation, cellular component: dendritic spine. Gene Ontology annotation, biological process: regulation of dendritic spine morphogenesis. The record is from RefSeq and is a predicted model, not a curated record.
UUUGUUGUUUACAACAUGUAGUUUUGUAGAGUCCCCUCAGGCACCGGGCAGGUAGAGAGGAUCUUGCAGCCCUGCCAGGAGAGCAUGGGAGGAAAAACCUCUUGAUCGCGGAGGUACAUGUGCAGCUAGUUUACUUUUGCUGAAAACAUUUUCUGCUUUAGUCUCUUAAAGGAAGCGCUGGGUAAGGUGACACUAUGGCGCUCCUUUGUUAGAGAGCACGCUUCCCAGGAAGGGUGGAAACAGCAGAGAGCAGCCAGUCUGGACAAGGAGUACAAUGCCUUACCGUCCUGUGUCAUAAGGGAAGAGCAUCUAUCCGUCAACUCAGUGGAUUGUGUUAACCAGGAGCAUUGCUACACUGGGAUGGACAGAGAGGAAAGACAUACCCCAGGUUUACGACUGUUCUGACCAUUUGUGUGGUGAAGGAGUUGGAAAGAUUGGAGUCUGUUUCAAGUGGCACCGAUGGGAUUUUUACACAUGUAACUCCUAAUGCAUCCAAAUCUGCCUGUGAAGAGAGAGAAAGAGACAGCUCAGUCUCCGCAUAGUUCCAACCAGGACUUGGCAAAAGGACUGAUGCUUCAACCUCUCUAAAGGUUUGGAGUGCAAAUAACCAGACCCGUGAGUGUGCUGUGAUAACAGGGGACACUUGGGUGCGUAGGAGUUGCUGUAUCGGAGCCAACCUUUAGACCUAAGCUGGCUCGCCAAAUGCCACUGACUCGUGCCUCAACUUCACCUCUGAGUUGCCAUGGCCAAGUUAGAGACCCUGUCUGUUCUUAGUGACCCAAGCUACCAGAGCCAGGACACCUUCCACUCGUUUGCCUCCAGGCCCUCUGAAUCUGCCUCCCAAAACACUAUGGGAAGCGUGGGCAGUGGAGUCGCCAAUGAGCAAGAGUUUGCGAUGAAGAGUGUGGGAACCAGGACUCAGAGCAGCAGCAGGCAGGCUGAUGGCUCGCGGAAUGGCUAUUCCACGCGGGAGAUCUCUAACCGUUACUCCGGGGAGGAGAAGACCUACAAGUCAGAGAAGAUCUCCAACUCCCUCUACAUCAAUGGGGACCUGCGCAAGAGUGAGAAGAUGAAGACAGACAUUUGUGGGAACGUUACCACCAACAACGAGAAAAACCUGCCGCCUCCUCCCCAGUACAGAGAACCCAGUAACCCACCAAAGAUAUUGCCGGUCUCUGGCAAAUUGGACCAGAGCAAUGAGCCCUUAGUUAGACCUUCAGCCUUUAAACCAGUAGUUCCUAAAAACUUCCAUUCCAUGCAGAAUCUCUGCCCACCGCAGAACAAUGGAAUAACAGAGAACAGAAAGAGUUUGAAUCACACCAACAGCAAUAGCCCAUCUGCAGGCAAAAGCGGACUGGAGAAGACCAGCCUUAAUAGGACUACAAACCAAGUGGGAGGUCUUUCCGAUUCUGGCCGUAACUCUUUGACGAGCUUGCCCACUUACGGGACGGGCUACAGUCAGCACGUUGGCCCAAUGAGUGCUUCAACUAGUCACAUAAACCGCAUUGGCACAACCUAUGUAGAUAAGAACAUAGUGGGAUACAAUGGAAUAUCUACCUCAGACAGUGGACGGUCUUCAAGCAAGAGUACUACUUCUUUCAAUAGGCUCAACCAUCUGAACGAAACAAUGCCUUUCCAUUCACCCUCGACAGAUGACGUUAUCCAGGACCUGGAGGACAGGCUGUGGGAGAAGGAGCAGGAGGUCUUGCAGAUGAGAAGAAACCUGGACAAAAGCGAGGCUGCCAUCUUCCAAGUGUUUGAGGAGAAGCAAAAGAUCUGGGAACGUGAAAUGGAGGACCUCAGGCAAAAUUAUGCAAAUAAACUGCAGCAGGUCUCCAAGAAGGCCCAGAGGGCUCAACAGGCCUUGCAGCUCCAGAUCUUCAAGCUCCAGCAAGAGAAAAAAAAGCUCCAGGAGGAUGUGGGGCAACUUCUCCAGCAGCGAGAAGAGCUGGAGAAAAAAUUUGUGGCUUUCAAGAAAGAACAGGCUGAGUUUCUUCCCAAGAUUGAAGAAACCAAGUGGGAGGUGUGCCAGAAAGCUGGUGAGAUCUCACUACUCAAGCAACAACUGAAGGAUUCGCAAGCUGAUGUCUCUCAGAAACUGAACGAGAUCGUGGGGCUGCGGACUCAGCUCAAAGAAGGUAAGAACUUCCUGAAAGAGAAGGAAGAACAGAUCAUCACCCUGAAAGACUCCUACAGCUCCAAGACUGUCAACCUGGAGGUCUGCGAGAAUGAGCUGCAGAGAAAAAUGAAUGAGGUGCAGAUGCUAAGGGAAAAACUCAACCACUGUGAGCUGGAGGUCUCUGGCCUGAAGCAGACACUGGCCAACAUGGGGCACCAUGGCCAUUUCAAUGCAGAGCUCACCGAGAAACUAAGGGACCCGUUGGCAUGUGAGAGCGAUGAGGCCAAGAUGAAGCGCCAGAACGAGGACAGUGUCAUUGCCCUGAAGAAGGAGGUUGAGCGGCUCCAGACGGAGCUGAAGCUGGAGCGCCAGCAGCGGGAGCAGCAGGUGAUAGACUUUGAGGAGGAGCGGCGCACGUGGCAGGAGGAGAAGGAGAAGGUGAUCAAAUACCAGAAGCAGCUACAGCUGAACUAUGUGGAGAUGUACCAGAAGAACCAGCUCCUGGAGCACAAGGUGAAUGAGAUGACCACCAAGGCUACCAGCCCGCCUUACACCGAGGAGAAAAAACCAUGGACUCCAUCCAGGCUGGAGCGAAUAGAGUCCACUGAGAUCUAACAAGGGACCAAGUCAAUAAAAGUAAUUUUUAUUACUGUGCAUGUACUACCUACUCCAGCCAGUGAUCUUCCUAAGAAUAAUGUGCUAUUUUACCAGAGGUGUGAAUGCACCGAACCCCCCACCCUUAUUCUCUUCCUCAGUGCUCUGUAAGUAAACUAACCGUGGAUGUACAUUGUUAUACUAUUGAUGAUGCUACAUCAGUUUCUCCUAGUACAGCUAGGAAGGGCCCAGGGGCCCUUUAGGAAUCUGCCGUGACUGUUACUUCUCUAUAUGCUGCCAUCCCUUCCACCAUCAUCAAUUCCCCUGCCCUCUGCGUUUGUUUCCCCCCCCCCCCCAUCAGUUCAUGCAGCAAAAUAGUGCAAAGUGACAGGGUUUUUCAGGGCAUUUUAGCCACAUUGGCUAAUAGAGCAAAUCUCUGGGGAUCAGAAGAACCGUGCAGUUCAGCACGUCACGGUAUUGAUGAUACUUGUCUGACAGCCUAAUCCAGUGAAGUCAGUAGGAGGUUUGCCAUUGACUUCAGUGAAACCAGGCUUUGACCCUAUUCAAAUAAGUCUCUAUAGCAAAUGCAUUGCUGACAAUUGCCAAGGUCCAUGAUGUCACUAGGGGCUAGAAUAAGCCAGUAUAGGUACAAUGAGCCAACACCAACCGCUGCCCAAAAUGAACUGUGAGUUGCGUUUGAGGUUCCGAAAACAUGCUGUGCUUUGGCUUUGCUAUUUACAUUCACGUCCCCUUCCACUUCUGGGCAAUGAUCAGGACUAGAAGCAGAAAUGGCAGCAAACCCCACUAUUUUUCCUGUAUUUCUGCCCUGGCCAAAAUAAGGAGUCCCCAGUAAUUCAGACAGCAAUUCCCAUUCCUCAGGCGAGAUCCUGAGGAAAGAACUUUGACUAAACUUCAGAGAAGCAUUCAAACUCCUUCCACGUGUGUCCAAAUCAGAAAUGAACCCGUGGGGAACGCCAGGUGGUGACACUAUCCUGCUCCCAAAAGAAAGGUGUCAAGGUUGACUUUCCUCUUGCCGUCGUUCCCUGGAGAGGUGGUCUAGUUACAGAAGGGCCUCAGGAAACCGCCCACACAUUUGCAGACUCUGCCGUGCUAGUGAACAAGCAUCAGCACCAUGGAUAGAUGUGGCAGGAGUUAAGACCCUAGCAUAGGAAGUAACCUAGGCCCCAGUUCAACAAAGGACCCAAGCACUGGAAUGGGUGACCUAGGGAGGUGGUGGAAUCUCCUUCCUUAGAGGUUUUUAAGGCCCAGCUUGACAAAGCCCUGGCUGGGAUGAUUUAGUUGGUGUUGGUCCUGCUUUGAACAAGGAGUUGGACUAGAGGACUCCCGAGGUCUCUUCCAACCCUGAUAUUCUAGGCAUGUGCCUAUGAACCAUGCUGAGUCGGGGACGUAGGAAAAUCCUAGGGGCCCAAGUCUACCUGCAGAUGUGGGCGUACAAUUGCCAAGUCUCACACCUGGACCCAAGGGCGGCAUUCAGCCAUAAAUGGGCCUGAUUCUGUCUCCUACUAAAGAUGUGUCACACCCUUCCGGAAGUGUAACAGGGUCUUCAAGUGGGACUCAGUUGACGCAGUGGUGUGCGGGAGGCUCGGUGUCACUCAGGAGGAAGCCCAGUGUCCUUUCCAGAGGGAGAGCUAGAAGGAACAAAGAUGCACAGGGUGUUGAAUGAGCAGCGACACAAACCCCUACACAGUGAUUUCAAUGAGAGUUCAGGCCCGAGCGUGUAUUGAGCGAGAGCGGCAGGACGAGACAGGCUCAGCGCUGUGGAAAGGGCAGCCGAGAAAAGACAUGGAAACUGCUCAUUUUCCAUAUGUCCCCUCAGCUGAGCUCGCACUACGAGCUGGUGGCUCACAAUUCCUCGGGGGGCGGGAGGUGUUGAACUUUGGUUGGGAUUUACAACAUCUUGGGGAAAGCCCAGGAUUCAGCAAGCAGGGCUCACGGCAGAAAGGGGAAACUGACCAAUUCUCAGGGAGUUUCAGGCUGUUGUUUUCCAGCGGACUUUGCCCUUUGAGCAGGCGCCAGCAGUGACCAGCACGGGCUGUGGGUGGGGCUGGUGGAUGACAAUGGUCGCUGUUGCUAUACAAGUGAAGGCUUCUCGCAGGAUGACCCAUCGCAGCCUGUCCUGGGAGGGCUCCUCAGUUUUCCCCCUGCUGCUCUUGUACUAGGGGAGGCAAAGAAAACAUAUUGCAUCAGUCCGGCAAAAACUAAGGCAAAUACCUGUGAAACCGGCUGUCCCAGAGACGAGCCCAAGCCAGCUGCCUCACAAACGGUGUUUGAUUGAUGGCCAAAUGGCACUGCCCUGGUCUUGGGGUGGGCUAUGUAGGAUAAGGAGUGGGCUUGGCGCUUGGAGAUGGGGGUGCACAUACUGAAUAUACAGGGUGGGCCUGAUGCAAAGCCCAGUGGAAAGUCUCAUUGACUUAACGGGCUUUGGAUGAGACCCUAAAUCCGCUGCUGCUCCAUUGAAGUCAAUGGGACUCCAGUAUAACAUCCUUGUGAGAGAGGAGUCCGGCGCUGACUGUAGGCCCUGUAGCCCCGUUAUGGGAGCAGAAGCACUUACAGUAGGAGGGAGAUUGACGUCAACGGGAGCCAGAUCAGUGGCAAAGCUCCCAGUCAUAUGAAGAGGAGCAACCUUAGCCACCGUCCUCUCUGUGUGUAGAGCCAGGACGGCGCGGGAGGGGGCAUUGCUUCCCAGCCACCGUCCGUCAGCGAGGGCUUCAGCUGGGCGCGUUAUUGCAUUCCAGUCUUAACAAUGGACGAGACCAUUGCAAGCUUGAUUUCUCGCUUUGCUGCCCAUUUGUAAUGGUGCGAUUGUGUCCCUGCUCGGGUCUCCAGGUGCCGAUGGUUAAUCCGCCCCCAGCCAGGCAGCAGAGUGAGCAAUAACAGGUGCUGCUUGAGGGCGCAAAGGGCUGAGGCUGUGUGCGCAGAGCAGCAUGCAGACACCAGAGAGGAGGACUCGGCUAGAACGUCGGCGUGGCAGCGCCUGCCAGUUCUGCGGCUGUUAGACCUGGCGCCGUUCCCAGGCGAGGGCUUGUUUUCCCUCCCCGGUGCCUGCCGUUACAGUCAGUGCAGUUCCACAGGCAAACGUUCUGUGCCUCGGGGGCGGGAGGGGGUGUCUGUGUCUAAUUUGCAUGCCCAGUUGUUGGCCUGUUGGAGCCAUACCUGGGCCACAUAGGUCUGCAAAUGCCUAGUUUGUGUGUGAAGGCUGAAUUACGUGUGUACAAAAUUAGGCCCUGUUUCUGUCAUUUUAAAUUAGCUGGGCCUGUUCCUCCGCUGACGUAAAGCCAAGUAACUCCCGUGACUUGAGUGGAGCUGGCCACCCGCCUACUCCUGCGAAGGGCCGAGCACCCUGAAUCCCCGUCAGUCAGUGUGAGGGGCUGAGUGCCCUAAACCCUCAGCAUUAGGCUUCUUCAUGAGUUUAGGGAUGGUGGGGGCCUGUGUGACCCAGGGCAAGCCCUCUUGCUGGGCCUCAGUUUCCCCAUAAAUUAAACCAGGGUCACCAUCCUUCCCUACCUCGCAGGGAUGAAUUUAUUCCUGCUCACAAAGGGCUCUGAGCUCCUUGGGUGGAAGGGAAAAGUGAUGAGCAGCUACAAUUAUUUUUAAUAGCUUUCAGACCAACUUUACAUGUAAUUUUUCGGGCCAUCAUGUAACGAGAAUUUUCAGGGAACAGUAGCUGCACUCCGAAUGGGAUGAGCCCCAGGACCUGUUAGAUCUCCUCCAUUACUGUGGGUGAAAUUCUGGUUCAAAUGAAGUUGAUGGCGAAACUCCCACUGAAUUCAGUGGGGCCAGGAUUUCCCCGUCAUUCUAAAGGGCCCCAAUCAGCCUUUGAGAAUGUUCACACCCCUGAUGUUCACCUGUGUUCCCAUUGAUGCCAUCCAGAGGACCCUUCUACCUGCUCAGUGCAUACCUGAGAUUCCUACUGGUGCCCAACAAGAGCAGAACAGACCGAUUGCAGAUUGACAUGUUCUGCAGGCUUGAAACAUUCCCUAAAUAACGAGUGAUCUAAUCAGAUCAAUAGUACGCCUCUUGAAAGCUCCUUCAGGGGGUGUCUCCACAGCAAAGAAAAUCCCACUGCUGGCCUGUGCCCGCUGACUUGGGCUCUGGGGGGUUCAGGCUGGGGGCUGUUUCAUUGCUAUGUAGAAUUCUGGGCUUGGGCUGGAGUCCGGACCCUGUGAGGGUCCCAGAAGUCUACCCAGCAAUGAAACAGCCGAGUCCCAAUGAGCCAGAGUUGGCUGGCACAGCCACAGGUAUCUAGCUGCUGUGAAGAUAUACCCUAGGUGUGUCCCAGAGUAGGGAGGCCAACAAUCCAUGCAUUAAAAAGCCCCUAACUACAUAUUUAUCCAAUGCUCUGUAGCAUCCCAGAUCUUUGCAGUAAAGGGGGGGGGUGUUUUAAGACCUCCCUUAUAUGUCCAUUGUACGCCAUGGAGGUGGGUGUGUGAGAUGAUUCUGGGCCAGAACCUGAGGUAAUGUAAAUAAAUCGGUGUCGCUCCACUGAAGUCGGAGCUAGACCAGCUGAGGAUCUGGCGAUGUUUAAGUGACAUUAAGGCUGUGACAGGAAUCAGCCAGUGCAAAGGGAAAUUAAAGAAAAAGCUGAACCUUGAACACUCCACGGCCCCUUCCUUAACUGGCUCUGAUUUCUAUGCAAAUUAGCCAGACACUGUAACAAGCCAGACAGCAAAGUCCCCGUUUCUGCAGGGUGAUUGUGCUGCGAAUUGCUCUUUAUGUAUGACACCCGCCCGUGUGUUGCCAUUAUAAAAGGGUGGCUGAGGGGCCCAUUUGAGGUUACUUAUCCCAUGAAUCCUGUAGGGUCCCUUCCUUUCCCUGAGUCUGUAACAGACUCAUUCUGCUGGACGCGCUGCCAAUUUUAGGAACCACAGAGCCACUUAAGGACAGGGGAGGGUGUUGUGCAGAGAGUUUCCACCUUACAGGCGGAAGAUGCCUGUUCCCAACCCUCUGUUCGUGUGUCAUGACCAUUCUUCCUGCAGCUACGUCACCUUGCAUUGGGAUCUACUCAGAUCUCUUGAACUAUGCAGCUGUGAGCCCGCCAUUCCUUCGGUGGGAGAGCCGCACCGAAUACCAGAGGUGCGCUCGGAAGUUAGUCUGGUGAUUCAGUAAAGGGCAUUCUUCCCUCCCAGGUCAGCACUGAGCUAAUGCCCCAGCGAGCUGCCGGAGGUGCCUCUUGCAGGUGAGUUGCCAAGCAGAAGGUUCUGAUCCUUAAUGACUCCAUUGAAGUCAGUAGGGCAGAUCUUUGGCUGGUGAGCAUCAGCAUAACUUCAUUGCCACAGAGCCCCGGACUUACGUUAGCUGAAGAUUUAGCUCAAAUGAGUCACACUCGUGUAAGGGAGGGAAGAAUCAGAUCCUUUGUUUCUUUGUGUGUUUGGUUUUCUUCCAUGAUUUUGCUUCUGUUGCUUUAAGACGUCACACCUGGGUUGCUUUGGCUCAUCUCCAGAGCAGCAGGUGUGUAAUGGCUUCACAGCCAUACGGGAAAGGAUUAGAGAUAAAAACUGCGCACCUAGCUAUGCCCAGUACUGCUUAGUUUCCACCAAUCGACUGACCGGCGAUCAACCACGUCGCUACAAACAGACAAGCAAACAAUAGCGUUGCUAGCGUAAAACUGUAGGAAAAUCACUGACGGUUUUCUGUGUGUGAAGUGCUUAUUAACUGAAAUAGGAACCGAAUCACAUACUAUAUGCUGCUAAGUUAUACAGAGACAAGUGUACUUGGAUGUAAAUAACGGUCUAGUUCUGUAUAUAUGAUUAUUAAACAAAACAAAAAAA